Molecule: messenger RNA, 2583 nt
Organism: Megachile rotundata (alfalfa leafcutting bee)
Lineage: Eukaryota; Metazoa; Arthropoda; Insecta; Hymenoptera; Megachilidae
Biological process (GO): establishment of protein localization to organelle
Cellular component (GO): late endosome membrane; plasma membrane; lysosomal membrane
Source: RefSeq, a predicted model, not a curated record
GAGUACUGUUAGCGCGAUCGUGAAACAUGGCGCGAAAACACGCGCAGUUUUUGCUGCUCGCUGCUUUUCUGAUUGUUGCGUCGUGCAGCGCUUACAACCCAGUGCAAAUAAUAGAAACGAAUGAGAAUUUGAUGCAAGAAGAUAUCUUAGAUGUGCAGAUGACGAAGGAUGAUUUCCAAUACCAAGUUCCCAACAAAAGAGGUGUACCGUGUAUCCUGGCAAAUAUGGCAAUAAAAAUUACGGUACCAUACACAACGGAGAAUGGGACUGUACCUGGAUCUUUAGAGGUACCAGCAGAUGAAAAGCCCACUGGUACUUGUUCCGAUGCAAAAUCCGAAAUGACUUUCACUUGGAAACAAGGAAAGGACGAAAAAGUCAAAAAUAAUGUUGUUACGUUUACGUUUAUCAACGACCAUACUAACUUCUUGCUGUACUCGAUCACAGCUCGUAUUUAUUUGGAUAACACGAAUUUCCCCGGAAUCACGGAAAAAGAGGAAAACAGAACAAGGGAUUGGUUUUCGGGCAAUGAUCUUCGUUUGUUAGUUGCACCUGUGAAAACUGGUCUACACAAGUGUGAGAACGAAACUAUAAAAGUUGGCGAUAUUGAAUUUGAAAUGGCCAAUAUUUCUGUAAUUGCAUUCAACAAGGUCAAUGAUUAUUCCAUGCGUAAAGAUAAACAAUGUUCUAAGACUGAAAAUAAAACUGACACGUUUCCUUACUUUCUGAACAACGAUAAAAACGAAUCUUGCAUCUUAGCAAAAAUGGACAUAUCUUUCACAAUUCCAUAUCCUACGAAAGAUGGGGUUGAAGAAGGUAUCAAAAGCAUUCCGAGUGAAAGAACAGUAACUGGAAAGUGCGGCGCAGUACGAACUACGAUGACCAUAACUUGGCCGGAAUCAACAACAGAGCAAUCAACGUUUGCUACCGAAAACACGGAGAAUUCGGUUACAAUUGUAUUCAUGAAGGAUGGACGAACAUUUGUUAGCGGCAUAACCUACGACAUAUACGCAGACAGCAAAAAUUUCCCUGGCUCUAUUAGCACAAGAUUGAAGGACCGUUCGCCAAUCAUAUUUCAGGAAUUAAUCGCGCCAGAAAAUGGACUGUACAGUUGCGCGAACAAAGUUAUUUCUUUAGAAAAUUCUGUUAUGAACGUUAGCAACCUGCUGUUAGUUGCCUUCGAUACUAACAGCGAUUUCUCGAAGAAGACAGCGGUGGAUUGUAAAUCAGAACUCAGCCCUAAAGAGGAAGACUUCAAGUACGUUGUAAAGAACUCUGAUGACGUACCUUGCAUUUUGGCGAGCAUGAACAUCGCCAUAGACGUGCAAUACGAAACAAACGAUAAGAACAACAGCAAACCUAUAUCUGUGCCAUCUCCGCUUAAAGCCACCGGCACAUGUGAAAAGUUCGCAUCAACAAUGCGUUUAGACUGGUCCUCGGGCUCCACAAGGAGGUCAAUUCUAUUUUACAUACGUCGAAACUCGACUAUCUUCUUCGUGAAUCAGAUAGAAGCCGAAAUUUCUUUGGACAAAAAGGAUUUUCCGGACGCAAUUAAGCAGGAUACAAUAUUAUCCGGCGAGUCAGGGGACUCUGAGACGUUGUUCGCUGCGAAUGCGGUUAAUGGAAUGUACAACUGCACGAAAGAACAGUAUGGGAUACCCAUGACGGGGGGCUUGAAGAUGACCAUAAGCAACGUCACAUUUAUCGCUUUUAAUGACGAUGAUGACCUUUCUACGAGACAAGACGAGGGUUGUCCGAAAGAACCGGAGACCACCACAACUACGACGACCACAACUACGACUGAACCACCAACAGAGCCACCGACCGAACCAACGACCCUUGCACCCGAACCUGACCCAUCCGUCAAGAAAUCCACCUACUUCGUGAUGAAGAGAGGAACAGACAUAGCUUGCAUCAUAGCAAACAUGACGAUCUCACUGCGAAUAUCUUACGACAAGAGCGGUUCAGGGACUAAUGUGAAGACGUUAACUGUACCGAAGGAUAUUAAUGCAGGGGGCAGUUGCGACAACGCAACAUCUACGAUGAAAUUAAUCUGGCAAGAAAAGACUGAUGCUACUUAUGACACGGUUGAUACUAGGAAUAUUGUCAUACUCACUUUUCAAAGAACUGACUCGAGAUUUUCGCUUCAUUCGAUAAAUGUUAGUUGGUACAUGGACGAGAAGAAUUUUCAGGAUGCGAAACAAGUAAAACAGAGAGCCGUGGCAUUUUCCCAAGAUGCUAAUGUAUUCACUUCCUCCGUGAGUAAGCUGUACAAAUGUGCUCCUAAGAUCACAAAAAAAGUUGAACGCGUCGAUGUGACUAUCAGCGAGAUGUCUUUGAUCGCGUUCAAUACUGACAAGAUAGUAGCAACGAGAGCAGGUAAAAUGAGUUCUAACAGUAGCAGCGAUGUUGGUGCAAUCGUCGGCGGUAUUAUAGGAGGUCUCAUUCUCGCGGGUUUGCUAGGAUAUGGAGUCAUGUGGUACCUGAAGAGGAGAAGGCCGACAUAAUCGAAACUUAGUGUACGUAUUUCUGUAAAUGUGUUGUGAAUAAAUUAUGACAAUUUGGAUACAAUACUGCGUUCAAGCU